AUGUAUUAUUUUGUCAUUAAGCCAAUUAAUUGGACGGAGCUUGGUUCCUGGCUUCGAGUUCUGAUGCAGGAAACUAGUACACAGAAAACACCUGAAGGAUUGGAGGGCUAUAUGGAUGAUGCACAUCCUUAUCAUGAAGCUGUUGAGAUAACUCGUGUACCCGAUCCUAUCAAUAGAUCUUCUUAUUUAUCUGUUAAACCAAAAGUACAAUCAUCAUCAUCUUUGCCUGAUGAACAGACCAGAUCAGGUGGUCAUGAGAACCGUGACAGUGGAAUAUGUUCCUCAGAAUCAACUAAAGACAGAUUUAACUCAUUAGAUAGAAACAGAAACUCUCCAAAAGUACAUCCUUGUUUCACAGAUUCUAGUCUCCCACGAGUUAGUGUCUUUGAAACUGGUGCUAUUUAUACUCAGAUGAAAAGACCCAGUGUAACUGGAUCUUCAUUAUCACCAACAACAGGAAGCGUGAGUAAUUGCAGCAAGUCUAAUGAAAACUGUAGAAAAGAUGAUGACGCAAAUAAAAAUAGUGAUGAUGAUAAUUUAUUCUUUGACUUUGAAAUUGAUACAUUUGGAAAUUCAUCUAAUAAAAGGGGCAGCAGUUUAGUAGAUGAGAUAAUGUGGGAAUUGAAGAUUCAGCACGAUACUGAUAAGACAUCUACUGAAACUGGUGAACAGAAAAUUUCUGAACUAACCGACAAUAAUCCAGAGUCAUUGACUAUAACUAAAAGGAAAUCAGUGGAGUUCAGUCCUAUAGAGAAUGAUAUCAGUCCAAUUAAAUCCGAAGAUGUAACGACUUCAAGAAGAGAAUCUGAUUUUCUUUGCUCAAGUUUUGAUAUAAAUGACAAUGAACAAGUAACAAGUGAUUUAAAAUGUGAUAAUAAUGAAGAGUCAAAUUUAGUAAUUGAUGUUCAAACAUGUUCAGUUGGAAAAAUGACGUCAGUGAAGAGGCAUCCUUCAAACGUGUCGGCUAAAAUAGAUGUCACAGAAACUUUGGCAGAGCUGAGAACAAGACUUGUACAGCUUAAGAAAGACAGAAUAAGUAUCAGAGACAGAAAACAACAGAUAUCAUCAGAGAGGGAUAGAGAGUUCCUAGAAGCUGAAUAUGAAAGGUUAAAUAGGGAGUGCAAGAAAGUAACUGAAGAAAUAAAACAGUUAGAACAACCAGUUGAUAAAAUUGUAGAUGAAUUUAAAAGAAAUUUGAAUUUAGAUGUGGAAACCCAAGGCAUCAAUGAAAACAAAAGAGAAAGUACAUCUUGUGAUAAUCUAGAAAUACAAGGUGAUUCUGGUGUUGCAAAUAAAAGAAGUGUGUUGUGUGAUACUGUUAAAAUGAAAGAACUGUGCAAUGACGUUGAUUGUAACAAUGAAAUAAUUUCAAGUACCACUGCAAUUAAACAAUUUGAUCCUGUUGUAACACAACCUACUGAUAAUGUUUUAGACAAUGACGAGAAUGUAAGUAGCACUGUUUCAAAACUAUAUAAAGAUAGUCUUUCAAACAGAACUGAAAUGUCCAGGGAAACAUUAACAAAUGAAAGUACAGAAUGUAUUGCAGAUAAUGUAACUUUAUUGGAAAAACAGUUAAAACUAUUCUGA
Molecule: messenger RNA, 1587 nt
Organism: Ruditapes philippinarum (Manila clam)
Lineage: Eukaryota; Metazoa; Mollusca; Bivalvia; Venerida; Veneridae
Exons: 3
Coding region: 1-1587 (528 amino acids)
Source: RefSeq, a predicted model, not a curated record